Messenger RNA from Stomoxys calcitrans (stable fly), 28285 nucleotides. It is a transcript of the gene shot, whose product is annotated as microtubule-actin cross-linking factor 1. Lineage: Eukaryota; Metazoa; Arthropoda; Insecta; Diptera; Muscidae. Gene Ontology annotation, molecular function: microtubule binding; calcium ion binding; structural molecule activity. The coding region runs from base 1035 to 27464 and encodes 8809 amino acids. Gene Ontology annotation, biological process: intermediate filament cytoskeleton organization; wound healing. Gene Ontology annotation, cellular component: membrane; cytoplasm; cytoskeleton. The record is from RefSeq and is a predicted model, not a curated record. The transcript is spliced from 33 exons.
UUUAGUAUUCCGCGCUCGGUACUCCGAGAAGAAUGUGAUCGAGUAUAGUGUCACAAUUGACGAAAAAGCGAGUUGAGCCAUAACAAAGACGUUUGUUUGUUUCACUGCCGGUGACAGUUAAUCGCUGCCUGCUGCAUUCGCGCCAAACGUGGGUGAACGGGGUUGACCAAUUAAGAUACAAAAACACGGGUUCGUAGUGCUAGUGUGGCAGGUGAUAAGGAAGUUCGUCCCAAAUUCCGCCACACCUCCUCCCCACUAAUAAACAAAAAUAAAUACACAUUCUACGUACAAGAAAUUAUUCAGAGGUUUUUCACCUUAACCGACAACUAACCGAAAACAAUAAAAAAAAUCACUGAAACGAAAAGUUUUGAAAACGAAAUACAAAAACCUGUCUGGCUAACUUUGUUGCACUAAUUUGAGAUGUGGAUGUAUGCUACUUAACUGAUUACAGACUAGCAAAUCCAAACUAAAAGAGAAAAAGUCUAACAGUCGCCGGCAUAGGCAAGCGUUUGGCAAAAACUGUUAAUGCGUUCCAUGUCACAGUGUCCCGCUCAGCUGCUACUCAAAUAAACCAUAAAUAGAGUGGACUCUUAUUCGCAUUACGACGAAGAAGUCACCGACCUGACUUUGACUUAAGGCGGCUCAAUUUGCCAAGAUUAGAACUAAGCAGAUCCCCGAACAAAGCUGGAGUAACAUCCACCGCAAAGGAAAAGAGAUCAGUGGAUAUCCAAGACGAGGCAAUCAAUUUAGCAAAAUGUAUUUUUCGUGAAUCGGUAAUUUGCAGUAAACACCACCACCCACCCGGCGUACUAACCAAACAGGCGAUUGCGUUGAUGCUUUAGAUCUACCUCGGCCCCGUUCUUACACUAGGCAAAAUCAGGCUUGCACCCCAUUUGUUGUUCGACUAUUCAUUCAAACUGGCGGAGAAGGAAGGACACUUUUCACUUGCAACGGGAUCCUAUGGCGGCAGCUCCCAGCAGUUGAGCAAACGCAGACGCAUCUAUGCCUCCACUGGGAGCGCUGCUAACAUCACCAUGGAUCGCGAGAGCCUGAGUGAAUGGGCCAAAGAUAAACCGUUGAGCAUAUUGCAAUUGGAUCCAGCAGAUCGUGCCGUUCUUCGCAUAGCGGAUGAACGCGAUGCCAUUCAAAAGAAGACAUUCACAAAAUGGGUCAACAAACAUCUGAAAAAGACAUACACAAUGUUACAUGUUUGUGUCUACACAAAUGGGGUUCCCUGUUGUCCACUGUCUGCCGCCAAUAGACGUGUUGAGGAUUUAUUUGAAGAUUUACGAGAUGGACACAAUUUGCUCUCUCUCUUGGAAGUGCUUUCUGGCGAACACUUGCCGAGGGAAAAGGGAAAAAUGCGCUUCCACAUGUUACAAAAUGCACAAAUGGCCUUAGACUUUUUACGUUACAAAAAGAUCAAAUUGGUGAACAUCAGAGCAGAGGAUAUUGUCGAUGGCAAUCCUAAAUUGACACUGGGUUUGAUCUGGACCAUUAUUUUACACUUCCAGAUCUCCGAUAUCGUUGUUGGCAAAGAAGACAAUGUAUCAGCACGUGAGGCACUUUUGCGUUGGGCCCGUCGCUCUACUGCUCGGUAUCCGGGAGUUCGUGUCAACGAUUUUACAUCGUCAUGGCGCGAUGGUUUGGCAUUCUCUGCCCUGGUUCAUCGUAAUCGACCGGACUUGCUUGACUGGCGAAAGGCAAGAAACGAUCGGCCAAGAGAACGUCUGGAGAAUGCAUUCCACAUUGUUGAAAAGGAGUAUGGUGUGACCCGUCUAUUAGAUCCCGAAGAUGUUGACACCAAUGAGCCCGAUGAGAAGUCAUUGAUCACCUAUAUAUCAUCAUUGUAUGAUGUGUUCCCCGAACCACCUUCCAUACAUCCACUCUAUGACAUGGAGUCACAACGCCGCGUCCACGAAUAUCGUGACUUGGCGAAGCAAUUCAUCUCUUGGUGCCGCGAAAAGACUGCCUAUUUGCAAGAUCGCUCCUUCCCGCCCAAUUUGAUCGAAUUGAAACGUCUGCUGGGCGAUCUGCACAGUUUCGGCAGCGAUGAGGUGUCGGCUCGCAAAAGAGAAAAAUCAAAACUAGUACAAAUCUACAAAGAACUCGAGCGUUACUUCGAGAUUGUGGGCGAGAUUGAUGUCGAAGCCGAGUUAAGGCCCGAGGCCAUAGAGAAGGCCUGGUAUCGCAUGCAGACCGCGUUGCAGGAUCGUGAUAUGAUUCUACAACAAGAAAUUGAGCGCUUGGAGCGCCUGCAACGUCUUGCCGACAAAGUUCAACGUGAAAUCAAGCAUGUUGAUAUGAAAAUAACCGAUUUGGAAACUCGCAUUACCGAGGAAGCCCGGCACAUUGAGACGCUCCAUCCCGUCAAUGCUAAGAACAUAGUUGAGUCCUUGGAAACGGAAAUCCGUCAUUUGGAGGAGCCCAUACAGGAGAUGAAUCAGGACUGUCACAUCUUGAAUGAGGGACGCUAUACCCAUGCCGCCGAACUACACAAAAAAGUAAACAAAUUGCACCAACGUUGGGCUCAGCUCAGAACUACAUUCCACACAGUACUUGUACAGAAGUUAUCAGGUCUAAAAUAUCCCGUCCAUGAGAAAACCACCACGCGCCAACAACGCGUUGUGGUUGAGUCACGUCAAAUCGAAACCAAUCCCUACUUCAGGGAUCUGCAAGAACACAUUGAGUGGUGCCAAAACAAAUUGAAACAAUUGCUUGCCGCCGACUACGGCUCCGAUUUGCCCUCGGUCAAAAAAGAACUAGAUCGCCAACAGCACGAGCACAAGGACAUCGAUCAAUUCCAUUCCAAAAUACUCAAAGACGAACACCAACAGACCAAGUUCUCCGGCGACGAAUUGACGUUGUACCAGCAGCGCCUCAACCAGCUACAAAAGGUCUAUGCAGAGCUCUUGAGCACAUCCACCAAGCGUCUUUCCGAUUUGGACACAUUGCAACACUUCCUGGCGCAAGCUUCGGCCGAAUUGCAAUGGCUGAAUGAAAAGGAGCAAAUUGAAAUCACCCGAGAUUGGGCCGAUAAAAAUUUGGAUUUGUCUUCAGUGCACAGAUACUAUGAGAACCUGAUGUCCGAAUUGGAAAAACGUGAAUUACACUUUGGCACAAUACUCGAUCGUGGAGAAACGCUGCUCAAUCAACACCAUCCCGCCUCCAAGUGCAUUGAAGCUCACUUGACCGCCCUGCAGCAGCAGUGGGCUUGGCUGUUGCAAUUGACUUUGUGUUUGGAGGUGCAUUUGAAACAUGCCACGGAAUAUCAUCAAUUCUUUGCAGAAAUCAAGGAUGCCGAACAGUGGCUAAGUAAACGUGAUGAAAUCCUAAACAGCGAGUAUUCGAAAUCAGAAUUUGGGCUGGAUCAGGGUGAAACUUUGCUGCGUGGCAUGCAGGAUCUGCGCGAGGAAUUGAAUGCCUUCGGCGAUACCGUGGCCACCCUCCAACUUCGUGCGCAAACUAUUGUACCUUUAAACAAACGACGUCAGCCAGUGAAUCGUCAAAGUCCCGUCCAGGCCAUAUGUGCCUACAAUCAGCAAGGUCAAAUUCCAGUCGAAAAGGGAGAAACGUGCACUCUAAUGGACAACUCGGGACGCGUCAAAUGGCGGGUGCGUACCACCAAGGGCCAAGAAGGCCUAGUGCCAAGUGCUUGCUUAUUAAUGCCACCGCCGGACAAGGAGGCCAUUGAUGCUGCCGAGCGUCUGAAGCGUCUGUUCGACCGUUCUGUCAGUCUUUGGCAAAAGAAACAUUUACGCUUGAGACAAAAUAUGAUUUUUGCCACAAUCCGCGUUGUCAAGGAUUGGGACUUUGAGCAAUUCUUGGCCAUGGGACCCGAACAGCGCACUGCCAUACGCAGGGCAUUAAAUGAUGAUGCCGAUAAACUGCUGAGUGAAGGCGAUCCCAAUGAUCCACAGCUAAGGCGUUUGAAGCGCGAAAUGGAUGAGGUCAAUCGUUUGUUUGACGAAUUCGAAAAGAGGGCAAGAGCAGAAGAGGAAAGUAAACAGGCCAGCCGCAUAUUCACUGAAGAAUGCAUAACUAUCAAGGGCAAACUGGAAGAUAUGGCCCGUGAGCUGGAGCAGAUCAUCAGUGCUCCUUUGCCCAGGGAUUUGGAUUCUUUGGAACAUGUUUUGGAAAUCCAUUCCGAUUACGAGCGACGUCUUCAGUUGUUGGAGCCCGAAUUACAGCACUUGCAAGAGACAUUCCGCACAAUUGCCCUAAAAACGCCAGCGCUCAAAAAGAGUCUGGACAAUUUAAUGAUAUUGUGGAAGGAAUUGAAUACCUUGAGCAAUUUACACAAGGACCGUUUGAAACUGCUGGAAGCAUCUCUGGCUGGCCUAGAGGAUAAUGAGCAUUUUAUAUCGGAAAUCGAAAAUCAACUAGCCAAACACCAGGAUCUGCCAUCGACACCCGAACGCCUGGAAAUGGUUUUCAAACAGUUGACACACAUGCAAGAUUUGAUAACACAGCAGCAGCCGCAAAUGGACAAGAUGACCGAUGCUGCGGAUCAAUUGGGACGCAUGGGAGUGCCCACGAAGGUUUUGGGUGAUUUGAAACGUUUACAUGCUAAUGUCGAACGUUUGAAUACUCGUUGGAGUUCGAUUUGCAACCAAUUGGCAGAAAGAAUGCGUUCAUGCGAGAACGCCAUCGGCCUUAUGAAGAAUCUGCAAUCAAGCGUACAAGUCGAAGAAUCAUGGGUAGAUGGCACAACUGAGAGACUGUCAGCCAUGCCAACGGCAACCUCAGCAUACGAAUUGGAUAAAUUGCUGGGAGCUGCUAUCGAACGAAAACCCAAAAUCGAAAAUGUCAACUUGGCUGGAGGCAAAUUGAUAAGGGAAGCUAAGAUUUACGAUGGUAAAUGUAUGCGCUUCAUCGACUGGUUGCUGGAAGUUCGUCCUUCAUUUUCGCCGCCCCGUCGAGAUCUACGUCCGGCGGAUAGUGAUCCCGGUGCCACACAGUAUUACAGUCAACGUUUGGACAUACUAAAUACGAAAUACGAUCGACUAUUGGAACAAUUAUCGCAGCGUCUAAAGACGGCUAUUGAAGUCAAUGGUAGCGAUGGUUUGCAAUAUGCUGAAAGUCUGCAGAAACCACUGAAAACCUUCCGCGUGGAUUUCAGCAACGCCAACAACGUACCGACUGGCGAAGGUUACGUUGCACGCGAUGCAGAUCUCUUUACAACGACAUACAGCACAACACAAUUUAGCACAACAAAAACCACAAAGAGUGUCUAUGACGCUACCGAUUAUGUACACACGACAACUACUACAAAUGGAACAGCUGGGCCUGUUCCCGCCACCACAUCGAAACAGUCGCAAAUACAAUUCAACGAAAUUCAUAGUCUGAAGAGGGUGCAGACUAAAAACGAAAAUGUUGGCACCACCACCACCACCGAGUUUGUGGGGGGCACGAAUGUUAAGCACUUGUUGGAUAUGACCGGUAUACGAGACCCGCGCACGGGUCGUGUUCUAACCAUUGGGGAUGCGAUACAAAUGCGUUUGCUGGAUGUUCGCACUGGCGAAAUGUUGGUGGGCGAUAAACGCAUUUCCCUGGAGGAGGCUGUCAAACAGGGCUUGAUCGAUGCCAAAUUAGCCCACCAAUUGCUGCAGCCAGGAGCUGCUCGUGAUGGGCGUGACGGCAGAGAACUCUCGCUAUUGGAAGUGAUACAGCGAGAGAUAACGGAAGCCGAGACGGGCUACGAGACUGCCGAGAAACGCAUUAAGGUAACUGUAGACGAGUCUCCCGAUGCUGAAAAUCCGAAAAAUAUUGCCGAUGCCAUUUCUGCUGGAAAUGUUGAUACAAAGACGGGGCUAUAUCGCGUCAAGUCAGGAAAGACCAUAACAUUGGCCGAGGCUUACGAACGCGGUUAUCUGAUCCGACACGAAUCGGUGACUAUAAAAUCCAAUGCCUUGUGCCUGAGUGAUGCCAUCGCGCAUGGUCUGGUGGAUACAGCUGGCUGGAUUGCUGAUCGCAACUCGGGUGAUAAGUUUAGACUCGACUCGGCAAUAGCAAACCAAUUAAUCGAUCCGAAUAUUCGCGAAGUUGUGGAUGCCAAACGAGAUAUCAAGAUCACGCUAACGGAAGCUCUUAAUUCGGGAAUACUAAAUCCAAAGACCGGUCGUUAUUGGAAUGAGGUUACGAAGGAGAAAUUGACAUUUAUCGAGGCCAAAAAUCGACAGCUCAUUGUAAAACCCUAUACACUGAAGGACAUCUGUGACUUGAAUCUGUUGGACAAGCAGUCAAUGAUCACCAGUCCCAUGCGACGCGAGAAGCUGAGCAUAAUGCAAGCAAUUGAAUCGGGUGUCCUAGAUGGGAAUAAUUUGAAGUGUAUUACCAAACGCAAAGGGGAAUUAGUGACACUGCAGGAAGCAAUAGCCGAUGGCAUUGUUCUACCAGCAGAGUCCAGGUAUAGGGACUACAUGACUAGUGAGGUUCUUUCCAUACCCGAGGCUGUGGAGCGCGGCCUGAUUAGCAGUGUCUCGCAGAAAUCGAUAUUCGACAUCGAUGGCUUUAAGGAUAUGCGUAGCAAUGAUUUUGUUAGUUUCAAUGUUGCCUUAUCGCGGGGAAUUUUACGUAGGAAGAGUAAUGGAUUUGCCUUAGAGACUAGUCGUGAUACUCAGGUGCCUUUAGAAGUAGCUUUGAACGAAGGCCUUAUCCGGCCCGAGGUGUACGAAAUGUUUAACAAGGGCAUUGGCGUUCACAACGCCAGUGGCAAAGAAUUGAGCGUCUUUGAUUUAUGCUAUCACAGUUUAAUAGACCCCAAAACCGGUUAUCUUUUGGAUCCUAAGGCCGAAGAAACUCUGCCUCUUGACCUAGCCAUUGAGCGCAAGUUCAUAACCGCAGAAGGUGCCCUCUUGCUUAGUAGCCUCUUGAACAUCACCCUGACCACGGAGACGGUGACGAGGACAAUUAAUCGUUACGUUACAAUAAGAGCCAGUUCUCAGGAACCGCUGGAAACCACCAUAGUUUUGACAUUCACCGAAGCACUUCGCCAAGGAUUCAUAGACGAAGAAAGACAAUUAUUCAAGGAUCCCAAAACUGGCAACAUCUAUUCGGUGCAACAAUCUCUAAGCUAUGGCCUUUUGCAACCGGACGCCAAUGAGACAGUACCUGAGCCAACGAAUCGCAAGAAAACCAAAUCGACCAUAACGAUUGUGACCAAGCAAAUAGUGCCUGAAUCGGAGCCAAUAAAGUUAAAUACUCAGAAUUUUAUAGAGAAAUCGGUUGAGAUACCCAUCGCAGAGGAGGUAAGAAAGCCAGGCAAGAUUAGCACCGAUUUUAUUCAGAGCGAAAAGACAUCCUACGUCCAGCAAAAUGUGCGAGAAAGGCAGAUAAUAGAAUUUCCGCCAGGCGGUUGGCCAUUGAAGGACGCCAUCGAGCAGCAGUUGUUCAAUCCCGACACAGGUGUAUUUCAUAUCAAGAACACCGAAAGGGCGGUCACCUUCGAGGAAUGCAUUAACAAAUACAUUAUCAACAGUUUGUCAGUGUCGGUGAUAGACCCCCGCACGGGGGAGAAGUUGUCCAUUCGCAAUGCCUUUGAGAGAGACAUUAUCGACUCGUACGGUAGCUAUACGAACACCAACGACGAUGUUGAAACAAUGCGUUCAGCAAUAAGCCAGGGCAAGAUUAUUUUGGAGCAUGUACCCUCAACCAAAACAUCAGCUCGCGAACAAUGCAUACUGCGCGUAAGCAAAAUAAACAAUUUACCUGAAAUAGUUGAAAUUUCGACGCCUCUUUUGUCGGGUUCUUCGCAGAAAUUUGUAGAGGUCCGUACAGUUCAGAGGGAGUUAACCUCUCCAGAACCCCUGCAAAUCGCUCCCGGUGCAAUUUAUGACCCGUCCACAGCGCUAGUGAUAUUUACACACAAUGGUCAGACCGAAAACAUUUUCGAUGCUGCCCGCCAUGGUUUGAUUGACGAAUCACUAAUCCGUAUUGUCGAUCCGCAAACUAAAGAAGUCAUUUCAAUAAGUGAAGCCUUAGCCCGUAAUAUUUAUGAUCCGCAAAACGGAACUAUUUUAACGGACGAUACUUAUGCUGUAGAUAUUUUGACGGCCAUACAAAAGGGUCUGAUAGUGGUGGCCGGUGCGCCCUUAGUCGCAGCUGAAGGUGCCUUGCGCACCAUCCGUUUCGUUACAGAUCCACGCACAGGCGAACAAAUUCCCGUGGAAGUAGCAUACGAACGGGGCAUUGUCUCAAGAGAUCAGCUCAGAAAAACAAAGUCCGUUGAAAGUGACGCUUCCGAAGACAAGGUUGUUGUGCUGCAAAAGAUGCGCAAAAUGAUUUUGAAGCCUGACGAUGCUUUCAAGAAAGGCAUCAUUGAUGUGGUGGCACGUGACAUACUGGAGAACAAAGACAACUUCUUGGGUGAUAACAAUGAAGUACUCAACAUUACGGAAGCAUUGCAACGGGGACAAAUUGAUGGUAGCAAAGGCAAGAUUGCCGAUCCCCAACGUAAUCGCUUUUUGAAUAUUAACGAAGCAGUCAAAGAACGCGUUAUAGAUCCAGAAGAAACUAAUCACAUUCUAAUACCCCUGGCCCAAUCUCUGUCCAUACCGAAACUUAUGGAACAAGGCCUGGUCGAUACAAAAACGCAAACAAUUGUGCAUCCCGAAAGCGGUUACGGUUUGAACAUUCGCGAGGCCAUAGUGUGUGAUGUCUUGGAUCAGUACUCCAAACUAAAGCGUCCCAUAAAAUGUACGCUAGAAGAGGCAAUUGAGAAGCAUAUUGUAGAUCCCGACGAGUCCACCUUUAAUGUAAAUGGUAAAGUUUUGACACUUGCCCAAGCUGUAAAUGCCGACAUUUUCGAAAAGACCAGUGACAAGGUGAAGCCGUUAGUGCCAAUACCACCCGUGGGCAUGACCUUCCCUGUGGUGGUGGAGAAAGGACUUCUAAAACCGGAAAACGUUUCUGUUAUUCAUCCGGAAAGCAGAAAAGAAAUCCCCUUAAAGAAGGCCAUUGAAGAGGGUUUCAUUAUGUCCAUACCAUAUCCACCACAAGCGGAUGCCGUGGAAGUUCACCAUGCAGUGCAACAGGGCCUUAUAAACAUCGUUGAUCAGACAUUUAGACAUCCUAAGGACAAUGGCCAAGCCACACCACUACGACCAGCCUUGGAAACAGGCCGACUAGUUGUGAAACCCAUCAGCGAUUUUGUUGUAACACAGCAACCCGUAGCGCGCACUGAGAUUAUGGAAACCAUUACAGCUGUACACACAGUGACCACAAAGACAAUUGAAUUGGUUCAGGGCUAUGUAUUAAUAUCCAACAAUGAGGUACAGAAUAUCAAAACUGGUGAAGUUUGGACUAUUGAAGAGGCUAAGGCAAAGGGUAUCUUAAAAGAAGAAGAAACCUCAAAAGAAUCUCGUUCUGUAACAGGCAACAAAGACAACAUCGAGGAACUCUUGCAGCAACCUAACACGGAAGACCAAACCACCAUUUCGGAGAGAGUUAUUCAGAACACUACAAAAAAUAAAAAUUUGAUAGUUACACAACAAGGCACAAUCCAAAUGGAAGGUCACCCUAUGCCUACCCCUGGCCAACCAAUGCCUGGCCAGGAAACUCCUAAGCAAGAUAGCAAACUAUCUGCUACCUUAAAUAAUGUUAAAGAAGCUGCAAAAAUGGGCGCUUUAGGAAUUGUUGCUGCUCCAGUGUUGGCUGGAGGUGCUUUGGUAAGUGGAAUUAAACAGUUGGUAAAAACAUCAAAAACAACGACAACAACCACAACAGAGUUUAACGAUGAAACCCAAAAAGUUAUAUCAACAUCAGCGACACUGGGAGCUGUAGAAACUAACGAUAAAUUCCCAAGAGAGACGGCACCAUCGCCACACAACCCUAAUGGCUCACACGCGUCUAGCUCCAUGACCACAACGAUAACAAGCACUGUGCCACAACAGCCAGGAAUAACAAAAGAUGCACCUAAACCACCAACCCAGGACAGUGCACAGUCUGACGAUGUAUUGCCCCAUUUGAAGGAUUCCAAAACUAAAGCAACAGAUGUGCACACCAUUGACAAUCUAAUGAAAGACACAGAAAAUUUCAUAAAUACAACAACAGCCAAUUUCAUAAAUCAAGAGAAAAAUGUAGAAGGGCAACACCUACCGAAAACUGGAGUCCAUUCACCUGCGGAUGCAACAAGGUCUCCAGAAGGCAACGACAAUCUUCAAGUAAAGCCUUCCGAUCAAACAACUUCAGCAUUGCCACAUGAGGAACCAAACAAAAAAUCUAAGGACAGAACACCAUCUGAUAAAGAUCGUACUGUCGACAAAGAUCGUCCGUUACAGGAAGCCUCUGAUAAUGCAACAAACAAAGGAGUUUCUUCUAAUGUGAUUAUAACCACGGAGACGUCUGCGACUACAACCGAUCCAAUCAAUGAAAUCGUUGAGGUUUCUGAAACAACUGGACAACCAAAGGAUAGAAAGCCAAGCUCAGGUGAUUUGGAAAGUUCUAAAGGCAACCAAACCACUACAACAACAACAACAAUCACGACAAGUAAGAUAACCAAAGGAGAGGGUUUUGAGCCGUCGGAAGGAGUUCCCUCUUUAACUGAAGCAUCAUUAAAAGGAAUAGUCGACGACAAAGAUCCCCAAAAGUAUGGUGUUGUAACCGAUUUUAUUAAACACGAAACCAAUGUACUCCACAGACCAGAGGAAUCUUUAGCAUCCCCAUCAGGAUUAAAAUCCCAGUUAGUCGAUGGUAGUUUACAAAGUGACAAGCCUGAAUCAGAUAAGCCACAGUUAAUUGGCCAAACAACAAGAACUACUACUACUACCACGAUCACAACAACUACCGAACAGGUUGGUCAAUUCAAUGCACCACUUCAACCAUUUAGUGAAGAUGUCGAAACAGAUCUAGAAUCUUUCGGCGGCGACAAGUCUCAGCAAGAUUCACCAAACAACAAGCAAGGUGAAAAACCAAAAGACGGAUCGUUGCCCGCAAACUUGUUAAAAUCAGGACAAACACCACCAAGUUCAAUUUUAACCGAAGAAACAACACAGAAGCACCCUUCUACCAUGGACAAAUCCGAAAACGACGAGUCUCAACAGUUCAACAAUGCGAGUACAGCACCGCAGGUCGCAUCUGGAGAAAAAUCACCAGUCUCCGCCACCGAUGUAUCUACAAUAGUGAAAUCCACACAUGGGGAAGACCCACAAACAUUCACACCCCUGGAUACCAAGGACAAACCUAGCUUAGCGGCAAGGAAAUCAACUGAUAAAUUAGGCGAUUUAACCCAACCACAGAAUGCUACCGACGACCCCCAUCGGAGAGUUGUUGAUUUCAUACAAGCGGAAAAAGGCGACCACACAGCAGGUAACGUUUUACAAAAUGUUAAAGAUGCUGCCAAAUUUGGUGCCAUGGCUCUUGUAGGCGCUCCUGUGUUGGCCGGAAAGGCAAUUGUCGAUGCCCUCAAAUCGGAAGGAAAGCCAUCGGAUGAAAAUAUCUCCGCCACCACCACCACUACUACCUACAACAAAACUACAACAGUCACCACAAUAAGUUCGACAACAACAAAACCGGUGGAUAGUACAACCAUAUCUGAGUAUAGUUCUGAAGGUGGCCCACAGCGGUUGACUCCGCCAAAAACGCUGGCAUUAGGCGAUGCUAUUUCACAAAAUCUUAUCUCUCCCGACGAGUGUAAGGUUGUUGUAGAUGGCGAAGAACAGGACCAAAGCGUAAGUGAGCUUUUGAAGGAGGAGCAGCUGAGUCCCUUGGACGAAGUGCAGGUGUUGGAUGAUAAAUUGGUUGUUCUGCAACCCAUGACCUAUCUAAUUGACGCUGGUGAUGAACUGACACCGGAACAUUUGAGCGAGUUAAACAUUUAUGAUCCCGAAAAUCAAUAUUUCAUCGACCCUUCAACAGGCAUGAAGAUUUCAUUCCAAACAUUGGUUUUCGAUAUGAACGUCUUUAAUCCGGAGACAAUUCUUGUAAAGAAUUUCAGCACUGGCAAAUACGAAACGUUGACAGAUGCCCUUGAACGACCACUGCUUGACAGGCAUACAGGGCAUAUGGUCGAUCCGAAAACUGGCAAAAAGAUUCCUUUCUUUGAGUGUGUCAAUCGCAACUGGAUUAUCCGUGCCAAUCCUGAGAAGGAGAAACCCGCAGCUAUUGAAAAUGUCAUUGACCCCGCAACUGGCAAGGUUAUAUUAGGCGAUGGUCGAAUUUGUUCCAUUGUUGAUGCCAUUAACAAUGGUCUGCUGGAUAUUCAAUCGAUAUCCGUACGCGAUCCCGUAAGUGGUGAGGUGAUUCCGCUGCGUAUGGCAAUUGAGUUGGGAGUUGUCGACAUGCAGGCCGGUACUGUAAUCGAUAUCCAAACAUUGAAAGAAAUUCCCAUGGAAGAUGCUUUCAAACUUGGUUUUCUUGUGCCUGGAGCUCGUAAACCCAUUUCAUUGGAGGCCGCUGUGCGCAAAGGUCUAUACGACCCCGACACGGGCAAACUGUAUGACUCGGAAUCCGAUAAUCAAGUUGACGUCCAGAAAUCUAUUGAAAUUGGUCUUGUCGAUCCAAAGAUAUCUUUAAUUGUCGACUCCAAGUCACAGAAGGCCAUUAAGCUUGAUUGUGCUAUUGAAGACGAGCUUGUGGUUGCGGAAACAGGUCAAGUAAAAGACACCAAAACCAAUACCCUGGUGCCAUUCAAUGUUGGCGUCGAAAAGAAGUUGGUGAAAACCGAUAGUAUUACAUGGAGUUUGCCUGAAGUUCUGCAGAGAGAGUAUUAUUCGCCAAAAACAGGCAAAAUUUUGAACCCUACCACAGGUGAAGAAAUUCUUCUGCAACAAGCCAUUGAAUUGGGCUUUGUGGAAAUUGAUUCGUGCCUGGUUAAAGAUGAUGACAAGAACUCAAUUGUUUCCGGCAAACAGGCCGCUAAGGAGGGACUCCUUGACACAGUUAGAGGCUGCUUGAAUAGCCCUAACAUCAAAUUGGAUGAAGCAUUUGUCAAAGGUUACCUAAUAAGCACAAAAAAACCCUUGUCCCUAGUUGAUUGUCUGCUCAGAGGUCUCUACGACCCAGAGACAUCCAAAUUCACCAUUGACGAUAAAACUGUAGAUCUUAAGACGGCAAUUACCUUGAAAUUAAUCAAUGCGGACGAGCUUGUACUGCUCGAUCCCAAAACGGAGUCUAUAAUUUCUCUAACGGAAGCUAUUGCGAAGGGCUACAUCGAUCCCGUUAAUGGAUACGUUAUUAAUCCUUAUACCGGCACCAAGUUAUCCCUGAAUGAGGCACUCGAAAACCGAGUUCUGAUACCACCAAAACGCAAACGCAGCUUACCAGAUGCCGUGUACCGUGGCCUGUAUGAUCCGAAGACGGGUGAAUUCAGCAACACCGUGACCCGUGAAAAACUCUCAACUGAACGUGCUAUUCGUAGAGGCAUUUUAGAUCCAGAUUCGACCAUUGUCAGUGUAGCUGGCGAAGUUAUACCAUUCGAGAAAGCUGCUCAGGUUGGCAUUGUUGAUAGCCAAAGGGGCACUGUAAGGGACGAUAACGAUAAAGAGAUUGACUUCAAAGAGGCCUUUGACCGUGGUGUGCUGCUCGAAGCAAAGAAACCUUUGCGUCUAAUCGAGGCGGUCAUUAAAAAUGUCUACGAUGAAUCUGAUGGUACGUUCAUGGAUCCAAAAUCGGGUCUCAAGCUUUCAUUUGCUCAAGCCGUUGACAACCAUCUUCUCGACGAAGACAGUGUACAGAUACGAGACUUCAACACCGGCUUAUACAAACAACUGAAUUUGGCCCACGCCACAGAGUCUGGCGUUAUCGAUGGCAAAAAUGCCAAAUUGGUCUACAAUAACCAGAAGAUUACAAUCAAACAUGCAUUUGAUGUUGGCAUCCUUAUGGACACACAAGCUCCCUUGAGCUUACAGCGUGCCCUACAUCAGGGUCUUUUCGAUGAGAAGACCGGCAAACUGGCAGAUGCCAAGACUGGACGCAAAAUAACUUUACUCGAGAGCAUACGCAGUUUUGUGAUAAACCCCCAAUUGCCCUGCUACUUUGACGAAAUAAAUGAGCAAAUGCACAACUUGCACGAGACCUGCCGCAUGGGCAUUAUUAAUCGCCGUGAGGGUGUUUUCCGCGAACCCGGCAGUAAUACGUUUAUUUCGCUCAACGAAGCCUUGAACUUGGGCCUCAUUGUCGACAUUGAAAAUGCAAGCUUUGGCCUAUACGAACUGCUGGCCAUGAGAUUCUACGACAUGGACACCAGAAAGGUAAUACAUCCAGUCACAGGAAGAAAAUUGAAUCUGAACGAGGCCUGCGUGGAAGAUGUUGUCAGCCUCUCAUCGAGUUUAGUGAAGAACCACAAAACAGGAAAGUACAUAAGACUAGCUCAAGCCAUAAAGGAAAACAUAAUCGACGACACCAACGGCUGUUACAAUCUCAGUCCCACCGAACAAAUUGAUUUGCAGGAGGCCCGGGCCAGAGGGCUUAUUGUUUCGAACCGUCGUCUCAUGAGCUUGGAACUAGUGAUGCGUAUGCACCUCUUCAGACCGGAAACCGGCAAGUUCUGCGACCCGACAACGGGCGAAUUUUACGAUUUGGCGGAAGCGAUUCAAAAUGGUUUUAUCGAUCCAGCUACAACGGCCUUCAAGAACCAUGUGACAGGCAAAGAAUUGCCUCUCAACGAAGCCAUUGCUAAUGGGGACAUCGAUGUGACCAAGGGUCGUGUAUUUGAUCCAAAAACAAAAUCUGCUUACAACUAUGAGGUAGCAUUGGGCCGUGGUAUUUUGGUGACUGUAGCAAAACCCCUGACCGAACGAUCUGAGGUUAUCAAUCGUCAGGAUAGUGUGGAGUUGUUAGGUCAAACACCAAUGAGUAUAGUCGUUAGCAAGCCUCGUGAAAUGUCAUUGGAGGAAGCCAUUAAGUAUAAUAUUAUUGAUCCAAAGACGGCUUUGGUUCGAGAUUUCGAUACAUUUAAGUUUGUUCCCUUCGAAGUAGCGCAAAACAACGGUAUAAUUGAUUUAAGCAAACGCACCAUUGUCGACCCAAAGGCAUUGUACUUUGUCUUCGAUCCAACGCUUGUCAUCUAUGUAAGAGAACCGGUAACAUUCGAGCAUGCAGCCGAAAUAAAGAGCCUUAACUUAGAAACCGGUAUGUUGACGUAUCACGAACCCAACGCAGCUGCACCCCAACAGACAAGCACUGCGGAUGACAGCACACAGCCCCCGGAGCCUGUAGUGUAUACCCUGAAAGAUGCUACAACGCUGGGCAUAAUAGAUCCCGACUCGGCAUUGGUCAAAGACUUGGCCAAGUCAAAAUUGGUUCGUUUGCCAGAAGCCUUCCGCAAAGGUCUUAUGGAUGCGAAUAAGGCCAAUGUCUUGAAUACCAAAACUUCAAAGUUGUGCACAUUGAAUGAAGCCUACGAAAGCGGGCUGAUAGUCACUCCCCGUCGUUCCUUUGGCUUGCUCGAGGGCAUAUCCUUUAACCUUUACAAUCCUACCAACGGUUGUUUCGUCGAUCCCUUCCAAAUGAAUCCCGACAUAAUUAAACGCAAAAAGUUCACACUUGCCGAAGCCAUAGCGAGUGGCCUGAUAGAUCCCACAUCAACGGUGGUGAGAAAUCCAUCGACUGGUGAAAUCCUGCCGCUGACGGCAGCCAUACAGAGUGGUCUUAUCGAUGCCCACGAGGGUCGUAUCUACGACGAAGUCGACAGUAAAAACAAUGUGGAUCUGGUUAAAGCCGCCGAGAAGGGUCUUCUCUUAGCCGCAGAACAAAGGCAAGCGGUAUUCGAAAAAUUCAACAUGUGCGAAGAAAAUGUUAAUGAGUUGCUCAAAUGGGUCUAUAGCAUUGAACAUAAGAUUGCCACCGUUGGGGGACCCAAGGAGAAGAUCGACGAGCUUCGCAACCAAAUUAAUGCCCUGAAGCAAAUCAAGGAUGAAAUCGAAAGCCAACAGCGCCCUGUCGCUACGUGUUUGGAGCAGAUUCGUCAGAUCGUGCUGACUGGCGGAGAUGUGCUGUCCGCUCCCGAAGUUACCACUCUAGAAAAUGCCGGGCGUGAGCUGCGCUCCCGAGUGGAUCGUGUUAAUGAUCGAACCGUUCGUCUAUUACGCCGCCUCGAGGCUGGGCGCGAUGAGCUCACAAAAUUGCGCAGCGAAUUGGACGUGUUCUCGGAUUGGUUGCAAUCUGCUCGCCGCACCUUAGAGGACAAAGAACGUGCCUUAUCCGAUCUAACGCGCCUCUCCUCCCAAUCAGAAUCGGUGAGGGAAUUUGUUAGUGAUGUUAUUGGACAUCAGGCCGAUUUGCGCUUCAUCACAAUGGCCGCACAGAAAUUUGUGGAUGAAAGCAAAGAAUUCCUAGCAAUUCUAAACGAGUUUAGAACAUCACUGCCCGAACGAUUGCCACAUGUUGAGCCAUUGGCAAGUGCCGAAAGCCCCAUACGCCAAGAGGUGUCCUUGGUUUCAGCCCAGUACAAGGAUCUCAUGAAUCGUGUCAAUGCGCUGCAGGAUCGAAUUUCUGGCCUUGGUGGCCGACAACGUGAAUACCAAGAUGCCCUAGACAAGGCCAACGAAUGGCUGCGUAGCACACAACCUCGUGUUAGCAGAUUAAUUGCUGAGCCCAUUGCCGGCGAUCCUAAAUCUGUUCAAGAACAAAUGAACGAAGCUAAGGCUCUACACAACGAACUACUUUCGAAUGGCCGUCUUGUUGAUAACGCCCAACAGGCUUUGGAUAGUUUGCUGUAUUCGUUGGGUGGCCAACUAAGCCCUAUGGAAAUAAACCAACUGGAAGUUCCAAUUUCAGAUCUGAAAGAUAAGUAUCAAAAACUGCUCGAUACUUUGGGUGAGCAUUGUAAAACACUGGACAAGACUCUGGUUCAAUCACAAGGUGUACAGGAAGCUCUGGACAACUUAGGCAGUUGGGUUAAUCAAGCCGAAGACAAAUUUAAGCUUCAGCUGAGACCAGCAUCCCUGAUCAAGGAGCGUUUACAAGAACAAAUAAGAGAACACAAAUCACUGUUGGCCGAUAUGCAGUCUCAUCAGGCCAGCAUUGACAGCGUUGAAUCAUCUGCAAAGCAUUUGAUGAGCACUGCUUCCAAUGCCCGCAUAGCCAAGAAGGUUGAAACUAAUCUCAAUGAUGUCAUUACCAAAUUUGAUAAACUCUUCGAUAAGGUGGUGAAACGCGGUGAAUUCCUCGAUGACGUCUCCAAUCGUUUGGGCAAGUACUUGGACGAAAUCAGCGGAAUUGAACAAGACAUUGUUACCUUACAAGAUGCUCUCGAUAGCCGAGACACCAAUCUGUUAUCUGCUGAAGAACUGGCCCGCCGCAUGCAAGAACUUUCCAGACAUAAAGAAUCUCUGACUCCAAGCUAUGAAGAUUGUAUACGAAACGGCAAGGACUUGAUAAGUAUACGCGAUGUCACGGAUACUAGUACUUUGAGGGACCGCAUUAAGGCCCUUGAAUCACAAUGGCGCAACAUUAACAUCAGUUUGGACGAAAAGGCAAAACUGUCCAAACAAAAAGCCGAACACCAAGUCGCCUACGAAUCCCUCAAAGACCAAGUAUUAUCGUGGCUUGCUAGUACGGAAACACGCAUUAGUGGUUUGGCACCGGUGGCUAUUGACCUGGACAAAAUACGCCAACAAAACGAUGAAUUGAAGCCUAUAUAUAAAGAUUAUCGUGACUAUGCCUCAACCAUUGACAAAAUAAAUGACAUUGGUUCUCAGUACGAUGCCCUUAUUCGUCCCGAGAGCCCCGGCCGUAAACGUUCAACGUUCAGUCCAAUUAAGCGGGUCAGCCCCUUGCGUCGCAUGUCCGGGGAUGCCAGAAGCCCUAGUCCCACUAAGGGAGGUAUUCUGUCGCCACUAUCAACUGGUUCCAGUGGAUUUGGUAGCCGCAGAUCCUCUCAAGAUGGCUUCCAAAUUUCCGAAUUGUCACCCGUACAGCAACAACUAAGUGAAAUCAAUAAUCGCUAUAGCCUUAUCGGAGUCCGCAUAAACGAUCGCCAAAACGAACUUGACAACAUGAGCGAAGAGGUGCGCAAACAAUUCGAGAAUCUCAAAAAUCUUGCCACAUUCUUAGAACGCAUUCAGCGUCAACUGCCAAAAGAGUCUGUUUCGAACAAAGACGAUGCCGAUCGUUGCAUUAAACAGGCGCGCAAAAUUCUCGAAGACAUGUAUGAGAAGCAAAGCCUCCUGGACACCACCAAAACUCAAAUUAAGGAUAUAUUACGUCGCAAGUCCGAUGUUCCUGGUGCUGAACAAUUACGCGUUGAGAAUGACAAUAUUGUAGAAAAAUGGAAGCAGUUGAGUGAUAUUUGCAAGAGUCGCAUUAACUUCUCCGAGAAGCUGCGCGACUUCCUUGAUACUCACAACAACCUCAAAAACUGGUUGGAUAGCAAAGAGCGGAUGUUUACAGUUUUGGGUCCAAUAUCCUCCGACCCCCGAAUGGUCCAAAGCCAAGUGCAGCAAGUACAAGUGCUGCGGGAAGAGUUCCGCACUCAACAGCCACAACUGAAACAUUUCCAAGAAAUUGGCCACGAUGUAUUGGAACACUUAGAUGCUGACACUCCGGAUGCAUCGGCUGUUGAUAAAAAGUUGCAGGAUAUUAAUAAAAGAUGGGAGGAUUUGGUUUCUCGUUUGGAUGAACGUGCCAACAGCUUGGGUGGAGCCGCCGACAGCAGCAAAGAGUUUGAUGCCGCAGUCAAUAGGCUUCGAGAAGCUCUGCAGCAAAUAAGUGACAACCUGGAUAGCUUGCCAUCGGAUGGCGAUCACCAAGAAAAUUUAAGAAAAAUCGAAAAUCUUGAACGCCAACUUGAAGGCCAACGACCACUACUGGCUGAUGCCGAACAAUCAGCCGCUGCCUUGUGUAACAUCUUAGGCGACCCCGCAUCUCGAGCUGAUGUUAAUUCGCGCGUUGCAGCUCUUGAGAAGCAAUAUCAAGCCCUGCAGAAGAAACUCGACACCAAAAAGGCAGAAACGGAAGCGACACUGCGAGAUGGCCGCCACUUUGCCGAAAACUGUUCGAAAACCUUGGGAUGGCUAUCGGGCGAACUAUCCAACCUGGCUGAACGUCUUUUGGUAUCCGCUCACAAGCCCACGCUCCAACAUCAAAUUGAUACCCAUGAACCCAUUUACCGCGAAGUAAUGGCGCGUGAGCACGAAAUCAUAAUGUUGAUUAACAAAGGUAAGGAUCUUUCCGAUCGCCAACAAGAUCGCACAGCGAAGCGCGAUUUGGAACGCAUUCAACAGCAGUGGGAAAAACUUCGUCGCGAAGCAGUGGACCGUCAUACGCGCCUUCAGACAUGCAUGGAGCAUUGCAAGAAAUAUGCUACCACAUCUGAAGUUUUCCUGGCUUGGCUAAGAACUGCAGAAGAUAAACUGACAGAUUUGACUCCCGGUGUGCUAUCAAAGUCAAAAUUGGACACACGUCUGAAAGACCUGCAAACAUUCCGCAGUGAGGUGUGGAAACACUCUGGAGAAUUCGAAAAUACCAAGGGAUUGGGAGAAACGUUCUUGACCAGUUGCGAUGUUGAUAAGGAGCCAAUUAAGGGUGAACUGCAAGAUAUUCGUGAGAGAUGGGAACGUCUUAAUAACGACCUUAUUGCGCGAGCUCAUGAAAUUGAAAACUGUUCGCGACGUUUAGGUGACUUCAAUGAUGAGCUUCGCAAUUUGGAUCAUGCUGUGGGCAGAUGUGAAGACCGUCUAGCCGCCCAUGACGCUUUGGGCGGUGCCGCCAAGGAUCCCAAACUAUUGGAUCGCGUUAAAGCUAUUCGCGAAGAAUUGACUAAUUUACAAAAGCCCCUACAGUCGCUUAAGGGAAUGGCCAAAGACAUUUGCGCUGAAGCUCGUGCUGCUGGCGGCGAUGCAGACCACCUGACGGAUGAUGUUGAUGGCAUAUCCGACCGCAUUGGUGAACUGCAAAGCCGUCUAGAUGAUCGUUUAGGCGAACUGCAAUCUGCUGCAACUGCUGUUUCUCAAUUCAACGAGCAAAUUAAGAACUUGGGCAUUGAUCUGAACGAAAUUGAAAACGAAAUAGAGAAACUUACACCUCCAGCGCGAGAAAUUAAGCGUGUACAAGGCCAAAUUGAUGACACAUUCAAAUUGCAAGCAAAACUGGAGCGAUUAGUUGAGCGAAUUGAAGAUGGCGAGCGUGCGGCAGAUGCCUUAGUUGAUGCCGGAUUUUCUCCAGACACUGCUCAAACACGGGAUCAAAUAUCAACUCUGCGUAAGACUUUGGUCCGCCUUGACAAUCGCGUUCGUGAUCACAGCCAAAAUUUGGAGGACACCUUGCGCUUAUUGCAGGAAUUCUACGACAUGGAAAGCCACACUAUGGAUGAUAUUCAAGACAUCACUGAAGAAUUCCGUCGCAUGAAACCUGUGGGAUCGGAACUUGAACAAAUUCGUCGUCAGCAAGAGGACUUCCGCAAUUUCCGAGAAAACAAGAUUGAACCUUUGGCCCAAAACGUUGAGAAGGUUAAUGUGGCCGGACGAGACUUGGUCAGGUCAGCAGCAAGUGGCGUUUCUACCACACAAAUUGAAAAGGACUUGGAAAAACUAAACGAUCGCUGGAAUGACUUGAAGGAACGCAUGAAUGAACGUGAUAGACGCCUUGAUGUCGCUCUGCUACAAUCAGGCAAGUUCCAAGAAGCAUUGGCCGGACUUUCGAAAUGGUUGUCUGACACUGAGGAAAUGGUAGCAAACCAAAAGGCGCCAAGCUCAGACUACAAAGUUGUGAAGGCGCAAUUGCAAGAACAAAAAUUCCUGAAGAGAAUGCUGUUGGAUCGACAAAAUUCCAUGUCAUCAUUGUCCUCAUUAGGCAAAGAAGUUGCCAACCACUGCGAACCCUCCGAACGAACAGCGAUUGAGAAGCAGCUGCAUGAUCUCAUGAAACGCUUUGACGCUCUCACGGAUGGUGCCGAAAAGCGUGAACAGGACCUCGAAGAGGCUAUGGAAGUUGCUAAACGCUUCCACGAUAAGAUCACACCCUUGGAAUUGUGGCUAGAUAAUACGGAACGUGCAGUUAAGGGAAUGGAACUUAUUCCCACUGAUGAGGAGAAGAUACAACAACGUAUUCGCGAACAUGGCCGCUUACAUGAUGAGAUUUUGGGCAAGAAACCUGAUUUUUCGGAUUUGACUGAUGUUGCCAGUCAACUUAUGCAUUUGGUCAGCGACGAAGAAGCUGUUAACUUAAGCGAGAAAGUAAGCACAAUUACAGAUCGCUAUACAGGUCUGGUAGAUGCCAGCGACAACAUUGGGGCAUUGUUGGCCGAUUCACGACAAGGUCUUAGACAUCUGGUGUUGACUUAUCAAGAGUUGGUGGCUUGGAUGGAGCGCAUGGAAAACGAAUUGAAACGUUUCCGUUCGGUGCCUGUUUACGCUGAAAAACUAUUGGAGCAAAUGGAUGUUUUAGUCGAACUGAAUGAGAACAUUGCAAACCAUGCUCCAAAUGUGGAAUCAACGGUAGAAUCUGGUGCAGAACUUAUGAAACACAUCUCUAACGAUGAAGCCAUUCAACUGAAAGACAAAUUGGACUCAUUGCAGCGCCGCUAUGGAGAGCUGACUAAUCGCGGCGGCGACUUAUUGAAGAGUGCACAAAAUGCCCUGCCAUUGGUAAAACAAUUCCACGAAGCUCACAACCGAUUGAUCGAAUGGAUGCAAGUAGCCGAGGCUGCCCUAUCUACAAGUGAACCACGUCAGUCCGAUGUAUUGCGUCUGGAAGCAGAACUUGUUGAAAUGCGACCGACGUUGGAUACUGUUAACUUAGUGGGACCGAAACUAUGUCAACUUUCUCCUGGCGAAGGAGCCUCCACAAUCGAAACAAUUGUGACACGUGAUAACCGCAGAUUUGAUGCUAUCGUUGAACAGAUCCAACGCAAGGCGGAGCGUCUUCACCUGAGCAAUCAACGUGCCAAGGAAGUAACUAACGAUAUUGAUGAGCUGCUCGAAUGGUUCCGCGAAAUGGAUACUAAUUUGCGUGAAGCCGAUCCACCUGCCAUUGAGCCAAAAUUAGUGCGCGCUCAAUUGCAAGAACAUCGCUCAGUGAAUGAUGAUAUAUCGAGCCAAAAGGGACGAGUGCGAGAUGUUACAGCCGCCUCAAAGAAAGUUCUUCGCGAAUCUCCUCAAAGCGAGAAUACUACAACUUUGCGCGAAAAACUUGACGAUCUAAAGGAAAUUGUUGAUACUGUUGCACAAUUGUGCAGCGAACGUUUGGGAGUGCUUGAACAAGCUUUGCCUCUAUCCGAACACUUUGCUGACUCCCAUGCUGGUCUCACCACUUGGCUGGACGAUAUGGAGCAACAAAUUUCCCGUCUUAGUAUGCCUGCCCUACGGCCUGAUCAAAUAACACAACAGCAGGACAAGAACGAACGUCUCCUGCAAUCGAUUGUUGAGCACAAACCUUUGCUGGAUAAGCUUAACAAAACGGGUGAGGCUUUGGGUGCCCUGGUUGCUGAAGAUGACAGCGCUCGCAUCAAUGAAAUACUCGAUUCGGAUAACGCCCGCUAUGCGGCUUUGCGUUUGGAAUUGCGUGAACGUCAACAGGCACUCGACAAUGCACUUCAGGAGUCGAGUCAAUUCUCAGACAAACUUGAGGGCAUGUUGCGUGCCUUGGCCAAUACCGUCGAUCAAGUGAAUCAACUAGACCCAUUGUCUGCCCUACCCCAAAAGAUUCGUGAACAAAUUGACGACAACGACGCAAUUAUGGAAGAUUUGGACAAGCGCACCGAUGCCUUUAGCGCAGUGCAACGUGCUGCCAGCGAUGUUAUCGCCAAGGCCGGAAACAAGUCGGACCCCGCCGUGCGGGAUAUCAAGAGCAAAUUGGAAAAACUUAACAACUUAUGGAAUGAUGUCCAAAAGGCUACUAAGAAACGCGGCAGCUCACUUGAUGACAUCCUCAAUGUGGCCGAACCGUUCUGGAAUCAACUGCAAAGUGUUAUGAAAACAUUGAAGGAUCUGGAAGAGACCCUCUCCUCGCAAGAACCACCUGCUGCCCAACCCCAGGAAAUUCAGAAGCAACAAGUAGCUUUACAAGAAAUCCGCCAUGAAAUCGAUCAAACCAAACCCGAGGUUGAGCAAGUGCGCCGUCAUGGCAGCAAUUUGAUGGACCUCUGUGGCGAGCCCGACAAGCCAGAAGUUAAGAAACAUAUCGAAGACUUGGACCAUGCCUGGGAUAACAUCACCGCGCUAUACGCCAAACGCGAAGAGAAUCUCAUCGAUGCCAUGGAAAAGGCUAUGGAAUUCCAUGAAACAUUGCAAAACCUAUUGAAAUUCCUCACUAAGGCCGAGGACAAAUUUGUCCAUUUAGGGCCAGUUGGUUCCGAUAUUGAUGCAGUAAAAAAACAAAUCGAACAGUUGAAGUCAUUCAAGGACGAAGUAGAUCCCCACAUGGUUGAAGUAGAGGCAUUAAAUAGACAAGCUGUUGAAUUAACGGAAAGAACUUCUCCUGAACAAGCUGCUUCGAUUCGAGAACCCUUAACCAUAGUGAAUCGCAGAUGGGAAUCUUUGCUGCGUGGCAUGGUUGAACGCCAGAAACAACUAGAACACGCUUUGUUACACUUGGGCCAGUUCCAACAUGCUCUCAAUGAACUGCUGGUGUGGAUAAAUAAGACCGAUGGCACAUUGGAUCAAUUGAAACCCAUACCCGGUGAUCCUCAAUUGCUCGAGGUAGAGUUGGCCAAGUUGAAGGUGUUGGCAAACGAUAUACAAGCACACCAGAACUCUGUUGAUACUUUGAAUGAUGCUGGUCGUCAAUUGAUUGAAUCUGAGAAGGGUUCCGUUGAAGCUUCAACGACGCAGGAGAAAUUGCGCAAGCUAAAUCAGGAAUGGAAGAUGCUUUUGCAGAAGGCGGCUGAUAGACAACACGACUUGGAAGAGUCAUUGCGCGAUGCUCAGAGUUACAUCGCUGAGGUUCAGGAUAUUCUCGGCUGGUUGGGAGAUGUGGAUGCUAUAAUUGGAGCUAGCAAACCAGUGGGUGGUUUGCCCGAGACGGCCACAGAACAGCUGGAACGUUUCAUGGAAGUUUAUAAUGAGUUGGAAGAAAAUCGUGUUAAGGUUGAGACCAUACAAGCUCAAGGUCAAGAAUACAUUAAACGUCAAAACCAAAUGAAGGUAUCGUCGAACAAUUUGACACACACCUUGCGUACGCUGAAACAGCGAUGGGAUGCCGUCGUUUCUAGGGCUUCUGAUAAAAAGAUUAAACUAGAGAUCGCUUUGAAGGAGGCCACAGAGUUCCACGAUACUCUGCAGGCAUUUGUUGAGUGGUUGAAUCAGGCAGAAAAGCAAUUGGCCAACGCUCAACCGGUCUCAAGAGUGCUGGAAACAAUCCAAGCUCAAAUGGAAGAACAUAAGAUCCUUCAAAAGGAUGUGAGCACGCAUCGUGAGGCAAUGCUAUUGCUUGACAAGAAGGGCACCCAUUUGAAGUACUUUAGCCAAAAACAAGAUGUGAUUUUAAUCAAAAACCUUUUAGUAUCUGUUCAACAUCGCUGGGAACGCAUCGUCAGCAAGGCUGCUGAACGCACCCGUGCCCUCGACCAUGGUUACAAAGAGGCCCGCGAGUUCAAUGACGCUUGGAAUAAUAUGAUGCAAUAUUUGCAAGAGACUGAAACUGUUCUUGAUCAAAUCAUCGAAGAGGCCACUUCUUCUAAAGAUCCGCAAAAGAUUAAGAAGUGUAUUGCCAGGCUAAAGGACACGCAUCGCCAGUUAACUGGAAAACAAUCGCUAUAUGACUCUACAAUGCGCAAUGGAAAAAAUCUAAUGGAACGCGCUCCCAAGUCGGACGAGGCUGUCAUUGGCAAAAUGCUUUGCGAACUCAAAGACCAAUGGACUCGCGUCUUGUCGAAGAGUAUUGAACGCCAACGCAAGUUGGAGGAGGCUCUCCUGCUCUCUGGUCAGUUUUCAGAUGCCCUGGGUGAACUUUUGGAAUGGCUUAAGAAGGCAAAACAACGUCUCAAUGAAGAUGGGCCAGUGCAUGGCGACUUAGAGACCGUCCAAGGCUUAUGCGACCACCAUAAACAUAUCGAACAAGACUUGCAAAAGCGCGCCACUCAAAUGCAGGGUGUUCUCAAGACUGGUCGCGACUUGGAACGUUCUGGAAAUAAUCCAGAUGUUGGCCGUCAAUUGGAUGAAUUACAGACGGUAUGGGAUGAAGUCAAGAGUGCGACAGCUAAGCGAGGAGAGCGCUUGCAAUAUGCCCUUAAAGAUGCCGAAAAAUUGAAUGGUAGCAUUCAAGCUCUAUUCGAUUGGCUUGAUCAUGCCGAGCACAAACUGCGAUAUGCUAAAAAUGCUCCCGAUGACGAAAAGAUCUCCCGUGAAAUGAUGGACAUGCAUAUAGAGUUCAUGAAGGACCUGCACAUACGUGAAACGCAAAAACACGAAACAUUCGAAUUCGCUGAAACGAUCAUUGGUAAAGCCUAUCCGGAUGCUAUUCCCAUCAUUAAGAACUGGUUGAGCAUCAUUGAAGAGCGCUGGGAAGAGGUCAAGCAAUGGGCAAUUAAUCGCGAAGCUAAAUUGGAACAACAUUUGCAAUCGCUCAAGGAUCUGGAUGAGACCAUUGAAGAACUGCUGGCCUGGCUAAGUGGAUUGGAAGCCACCCUUCUCAAUUUGGAACGUGAAUCGUUGCCGGACGAAAUACCUCCUCUGGAGAAACUCAUUGAAGAUCACAAGGAAUUCAUGGAGAAUACGGCAAGACGUCAAACUGAAGUUGAUCGAGCCUGCAAGCCCAAACAGUUACCUCCUGGUGCCCGCAAGAUGUCCAGAACUGGCAAAACCCCUGUUCGUGGCUCAAGCCAUGAUAUACGAGAACAGUCACCCGAUGGUACCUUAAGACGACAAAGCUUCAAAGGUUCACGUGAUCAAGGUCUCAAUAAUCGGAAAUCAAGUAGUCGCAUGACACCAAAUCGAGAUACACCUGAUAGAGAUCGCUUGCCUCAUUACGGUCCUCGCUUUUCACCAAGCUCCGUUGGUCCUGAACUAGAGUUCCGCUCUACCAGGGCUAAACUGUUGUGGGAUAAAUGGCGCCAUGUUUGGAUGCUUUCGUGGGAACGCCAGCGCCGUCUCAAUGAUCAUCUAAUGUAUCUGAAAGAUUUGGAGCGUGUACGCAACUUUAGCUGGGAUGACUGGAGAAAGAGGUUCUUGAAACACAUGAAUCACAAAAAAUCUCGUUUGACCGACUUAUUCCGUAAAAUGGACAAAGACAACAACGGCCUAGUACCUAGAGGCGAGUUUAUCGAUGGCAUUCUAAAUACCAAAUUUGAUACCUCGCGCAUGGAAAUGGGGGCGGUGGCCGACCUAUUUGAUCGCAAUGGAGAAGGUCUGAUUGAUUGGCAAGAGUUUAUUGCUGCCCUUCGACCCGAUUGGCAGGAGCGUAAACCACAAACGGACUCGGAUAAAAUACACGACGAAGUCAAACGUUUGGUUAUGUUAUGCACAUGUCGACAGAAAUUCCGCGUUUUCCAAGUUGGUGAAGGCAAAUACCGGUUUGGCGAUUCUCAAAAACUACGUUUAGUGCGCAUUUUGCGUAGCACAGUCAUGGUGCGUGUUGGCGGUGGCUGGGUCGCCCUGGAUGAAUUCCUGACAAAGAACGAUCCUUGUCGCGCUGAUGAACAUUUGGCUGAACUAAUGCCAAUAUUUGAACGUAUUCGUGCACAAGAACAAGUACCUUGCGCCUUCCCAAUACAUAUGGGCGCCGGUGGCACCGUAUUUGUACGUUGCAAUAGUAGUCGUUCAGUACCAUUAAGUCCACAUGUUAUGCAUUGCCAUCCUACAACACAUUGGGUACGGGAACGUUCCGGUCGUUCCAUGCCGAUGAAGCCAACCACACGCUCAUCACACUCUGCCUCAACACCUGACUCGUUAAGUGACAAUGAGGGAAGCCAUGGCAAUGUAUCGGGCCGAUACACCCCACGGAAAGUAACUUACACUAGUACGCGCACAGGUCUUACCCCAGGAGGCUCAAGAGCGGGUUCCAAACCCAAUUCUCGCCCUCUAAGCAGACAAGGCUCUAAGCCGCCCUCCCGCCAUGGAUCUACGCUGUCAUUAGAUAGUACCGACGAGCACACACCCUCUCGCAUUCCACAGCGCAAACAGUCGGGCGCCAGCACUGUUUCUGGUACUGGUACAACGCCAAGACCAUCCCGACUCUCGGUAACAUCGACUACAACUCGAACAAAUGGCACAACAACGAUAACCCGGAAAACAGCUUCCGGUUCAGCCAGUCCUGCCCCUACCAGAAACGGAGGCAUGAGUAGAUCAUCCAGUAUACCUGCACUAACAGGCUUUGGCUAUAAACCUAGCUAUCGUCCGUCAAGGAUACCGGUCAAAGUAUCAAAUUCAUUCGAUAAGUCCUUAAGUGCUAAUUCAUCACCAACCAACUCAACUUCAAACAGUCUGAAUCCUAAUUCCAGUUUGGGGCGAAACGUAAGUGGCACAUCCACGCCGUCGGGUAUGCAGACGCCCAGAAAGAGUUCCGCAGAACCCACAUUUAGUUCAACAAUGCGCAGCAGAACAUCUAGGGGUACAACGCCAGUGGAAAAACGGGAGCCAUUUAGACUUUGAAUUGUGUAAAAAAGUGAACGUAAAAGGAUAUCAAAACAAAUGCCACAAUACAGCAAAUCAUGUAGGACAACCUAACUAGGUGUUAAAAUCCCCACAAAAUCCUAUGAAAUUUUCAAAUAAAACUAACACCAAUUCGAUGCUACACAAAAAAAAAAAAUCACACACUGCGGUACAUUGUGAAAAAUGUAUGCACACCACAACUAAUCCUAUUGACGAAACCAUGUUCGCCAGAUGUUUCCAUAACAUUAAUGGUUUCCCCAUAGACAUUCUAUAUAACUAAAAUACAUAGUUAGACGUUAAAAAAUAGACAAGAAAAAGACAUAAACCUCAAUGAUUUGUACUACUAAACAAAAAACCCUAUUGCUACUUUUUUACUAUUUAUACAAAUUUAUAUACAUACUUAUAAAUACACAUAUAAUAGAUCUACCUUAAUUAUAACUAAACCCCCCACAUACAGACAGAAACACACAAAAACACUGUACUUUUUAUUAUUUUGCAAUCGCACUACUAAGUUGUAUUUAAUUGAAUCUACAUAAUUACUUACUACCCUUUUAAUUUGUGUUAAUUUCUCGGAAAAAUAUUUUUGUACAUACAAACUAUUAUAGAAAAAACACUCCAAGUGCUUUAAGUCAAAAAAACAAAAACAUUUGCAAAUGAAAACCAUAAAUACAAACAAAAAACCAAAAAAAAAACAACAAACAUUCGAAUUACAGUCAUGCCCGUUUCUGCAGAAUGUGACGAGGACAUUUGAAAUCGCCAGUUCAAAUUUACUCGCUCUAAGUUCGUUGCAUAAAUCGGGUAUGGUAAGAAAAAAAAAAUAA